This is a messenger RNA of Ochotona curzoniae (black-lipped pika), 1576 nucleotides long. It is a transcript of the gene ILF2, whose product is annotated as interleukin enhancer binding factor 2. Bases 78 to 1250 code for a protein of 390 amino acids. The transcript has 14 exons. The record is from RefSeq and is a predicted model, not a curated record. Lineage: Eukaryota; Metazoa; Chordata; Mammalia; Lagomorpha; Ochotonidae.
GACGCCUUUCCAGUUGUCUGCUUCUCCGGGGGAAGGGGCGGUUGGUUCGGCCUCCAUUGUUCGGUCCUGAGGGCGCCAUGAGGGGUGACAGAGGCCGUGGUCGCGGGGGGCGCUUCGGUUCCCGAGGCGGUCCAGGCGGAGGGUUCAGGCCCUUUGUGCCGCACAUCCCAUUUGAUUUCUACUUGUGUGAGAUGGCCUUCCCCCGGGUUAAGCCAGCUCCUGACGAAACUGCCUUCAGUGAAGCUUUGCUGAAGAGGAAUCAGGACCUUGCUCCCAACUCGGCGGAACAGGCCUCCAUCCUUUCUCUGGUAACCAAAAUAAACAAUGUGAUUGACAAUCUGAUCGUGGCUCCGGGGACUUUUGAAGUGCAAAUUGAAGAAGUUCGACAGGUAGGCUCUUAUAAAAAGGGAACAAUGACUACAGGACACAACGUGGCUGACCUGGUAGUGAUCUUGAAGAUUCUGCCAACAUUGGAAGCUGUCGCCGCCCUGGGGAACAAAGUUGUUGAAAGCCUGAGAGCGCAGGAUCCUUCUGAAGUUUUAACGAUGCUGACCAAUGAGACUGGCUUUGAAAUCAGUUCCUCUGAUGCCACGGUGAAGAUUCUCAUUACAACGGUGCCACCUAAUCUCCGGAAACUGGAUCCAGAACUCCAUUUGGAUAUCAAGGUGUUGCAGAGUGCCUUAGCAGCUAUCCGACACGCCCGCUGGUUUGAGGAGAAUGCCUCGCAGUCCACAGUGAAAGUUCUCAUCAGACUGCUGAAGGACUUGAGGAUUCGCUUCCCUGGCUUUGAGCCUCUCACACCCUGGAUCCUUGACCUGCUUGGGCACUAUGCUGUGAUGAACAAUCCCACCAGGCAGCCCUUGGCCCUGAACGUGGCGUACAGGCGCUGCUUGCAGAUUCUGGCUGCAGGACUGUUCCUUCCAGGCUCCGUGGGAAUCACGGAUCCCUGUGAGAGUGGCAACUUCCGAGUACACACGGUCAUGACGCUGGAACAGCAGGACAUGGUGUGCUACACAGCUCAGACUUUGGUCCGCAUCCUCUCACACGGUGGCUUCAGGAAGAUCCUUGGCCAGGAGGGGGACGCCAGCUAUCUUGCUUCUGAGAUAUCCACCUGGGACGGGGUGAUAGUGACUCCUUCCGAAAAAGCUUACGAGAAGCCCCCGGAGAAGAAGGAAGGCGAGGAGGAGGAGGAGAACACAGAGGAAACACCUCAAGGAGAGGAGGAGGAGAGCAUGGAGACCCAGGAGUGACCUGGCCUUUCCCCCUGCACAGGAAGACUGGCCUGAGCCAGCAGCUGCUGGGCCUGGUGUGCUGGCGUGUCUGAGGGAGAGGGGGCAGCAGGAAGAACCACAGACGGAACCACGCGUUCAUCCCGCUGGGUUUGGAUACUGGCUUAGCAGGACUUUCCCAUCCAUAAUGAAACAGGAUACCAACAUUUCUUCCCAGUACUUUAGAACCCCCGGCUCCAGAAAGUCCCUCUCAACCAGUCAGUACCUUUGUUGAAAUGUUGUGAACUCUUAGUGUCUGGGUAUUUUUUUUUUCUAAGAAAAAUAAUUAAAGUACUUCCUAGUCAGGA